GGUUUAAAGUCGAGCACGAAAAUAAAUAAAUAAAACCCUUACAAAAUUAAAAAAACCAGCGCCGGCGCGGCAACAGUAACACUUGCCUGAUCCAGAAAGAGGAAAACAGAGGAAGGAGAGUUUUUUACACAAAAUUUUCACAGGGAGAAAGGGGGAGAUGGUGACGUCACCGGUAGUGAAUACGUAUCCACUGUCAAGCUACACAUUUGGGACAAAGGAGCCGAAGAUGGAGAAGGACACCUCCGUCGCUGAUCGUCUCGCUCGCAUGAAAGUCAACUACAUGAAAGAGGGCAUGAGGACAAGUGUGGAAGCGAUUUUAUUGGUUCAGGAACAUAAUCAUCCCCACAUACUUCUUCUGCAGAUAGGGAACACAUUCUGCAAACUUCCUGGUGGGCGUCUAAAGCCAGGAGAGAAUGAAAUUGAGGGGUUGAAAAGGAAGCUAACCAGCAAGCUUGGUGCCAAUUCGCCCGCUCUUGUACCAGAUUGGCAGAUUGGUGAAUGUGUAGCAAUCUGGUGGAGGCCAAACUUUGAAACCAUUAUGUAUCCAUAUUGCCCUCCCCACAUUACAAAACCCAAGGAGUGUAAGAAGCUUUUCCUUGUUCACUUGUCUGAAAGAGAGUACUUUGCAGUGCCCAAAAAUUUGAAACUUCUUGCUGUACCAUUGUUUGAACUCUAUGAUAAUGUCCAGAGAUAUGGGCCAGUUAUAUCAACCAUUCCUCAGCAGCUUUCUAGAUUCCAGUUCAAUAUGAUCACCACAUAAGCGUUUAGAUUUCUAGAGCUCUCACCUUCCUGGUACUGCAUAGAUUCUAGUAGCUAUAAAUGCAUAAAUUUCAAGAGCUGGUGCUGAUACCUGGAUGGUUCUUAAUGACAGAAGAUUAACAUUAUGACGAAUCAUCUCUAUUUGGUAACUUGGUACUAUUUUAAAUAUUAUGUUAUUUGAUUGAGCUUAGGUUCUUGGAUAAAUCUUGGUCCGUUUUCGAGUUUGUAGAGCCAAAUUGAGGCUUACAUGGUCUAUGAAUUGUUUGGUAGUAUUAAUGGUAGAAUGUUGUUAAGGAUUUGUGUGUUGUGGAUUUAUGGUCUGUGGUGGAGGCGAGGUCUCUUUGUAAAAUUAUCCUGGCAUUGCUCAUUAUGCCACCAUUGUAUCACCACUGUAGCUUUCAUGCUGCUGUUGUAACACCAUCCCAAAGAAUGUUCUCUCCAAACCCAGAAUAGGAUGAUUUUGAAAUUGUACUUUUUAUCAUGGAAGUCGAAUUGUAUCGUAUCGUGUAUCAAAAAUUAAAUUUUUUGUA
Molecule: messenger RNA, 1289 nt
Organism: Mangifera indica (mango)
Lineage: Eukaryota; Viridiplantae; Streptophyta; Magnoliopsida; Sapindales; Anacardiaceae
Product: pre-mRNA cleavage factor Im 25 kDa subunit 2
Exons: 7
Coding region: 158-760 (200 amino acids)
Cellular component (GO): mRNA cleavage factor complex
Molecular function (GO): mRNA binding
Source: RefSeq, a predicted model, not a curated record